CUACACUGCUAUCCUUGGAAACACUGCUAUCCUGACACCUAGUGACUAUAGCUAUUCCUGACUACUGCUUCCAAUAAUAACUUUUGAUUGGCACUAUCAAAUCACUGACUACUAACUUCAAAUGAACUUUAUUGAUAUUUGAACUUUUCAGUGUGAGAAAAGUAUGGGGAAAAUGGUUAUGGAGAUUGUUGCUUUGCUGCUUAGCAUUUCAGGAUGGGUUCUCAUCUCCUCCACACUGCCCACUGACUACUGGAAAGUGUCCUCCAUAGAUGGAACUGUCAUCACUACAGCAACCUUUUGGUCCAAUCUGUGGAAGACAUGUGUGACAGAUUCUACUGGAAUAUCUAACUGCAAGGACUUCCCUUCUAUGCUGGCUUUAGAUGCUUAUAUCCAGGUGUGUCGUGGUCUGAUGAUCUCUGCAGUGUGCCUGGGUUUCUUUGGGGCCAUUCUGGCCCUGGUUGGAAUGAAAUGCACAAAGAUAGGGGGCUCUGAGUCUACCAAGGCCAGGAUUACCUGCCUCUCUGGACUACAUUUUAUCCUCAGUGGUGUCUGUUCAUUGGCCACAUGUUCGCUGUAUGCUCACAGAAUAACCUCAGAGUUUUUUGACCCUUUAUUUGUGGCACAAAAGUUUGAGCUGGGAGCUGCACUGUUUAUUGGAUGGGCAGGUUCUGUCCUUUGCUUUCUGGGGGGCAGUAUCCUCUGCUUCUCAAUAACAGAGGGCUUCAGCAUGAGAGAAUACACCUACAGCGGUGUCACCACUUUCAUGACAACCCAAAACAAAAACACCAACAGUCCUGUAAGUUCUGAAAAAGAUGCAGCAGAUCGAGGCUACUCUGUGAGGCAGUUUGGGAGAAAUGCCUAUGUCUAA
Molecule: messenger RNA, 868 nt
Organism: Tachysurus vachellii
Lineage: Eukaryota; Metazoa; Chordata; Actinopteri; Siluriformes; Bagridae
Gene: cldn10a
Product: claudin 10a
Exons: 5
Coding region: 164-868 (234 amino acids)
Biological process (GO): bicellular tight junction assembly; cell adhesion
Cellular component (GO): bicellular tight junction; plasma membrane
Molecular function (GO): structural molecule activity
Source: RefSeq, a predicted model, not a curated record